This is a messenger RNA of Paecilomyces variotii, 2748 nucleotides long. Its product is annotated as kinase-like domain-containing protein. Bases 1 to 2748 code for a protein of 915 amino acids. Gene Ontology annotation, biological process: protein phosphorylation. The transcript is spliced from 2 exons. The record is from RefSeq and is a predicted model, not a curated record. Gene Ontology annotation, molecular function: protein serine/threonine kinase activity; ATP binding. NCBI's taxonomy places the organism in Eukaryota, Fungi, Ascomycota, Eurotiomycetes, Eurotiales, Thermoascaceae.
AUGAAUUUCAUCUGUGCUAACCGGUCCUGCAGCACGGGUGUGCAGGAUGAUGAUAGCCAAGAUCAAAUUGGUUCCAGCGGCUCGCCGUCUCCUGGGGUCUCGACGCCUCAACCUGAUCCCUCAGACAAGCGUCAGCCGUCGAUAAUGCACACAUAUCUUUCACAGGUUGGUGGCUCCUCAGGUUACACACCCAGUACUCGCAAAGCACGCUCUUCAAUUUCCUUGACCCCAGCGUCUGUGGAGAGUAUUCAGUUGAAUGCGCAGAUUGCGCAGAUGGUGCAGCGGAAGGAGGGCGAGAUCGUUGGCGAGAAUUCCUUACCAUCAGUUCCGCCUGUCAUGGCAGAGCGUGACCAGCUCUCUGAUGCGAAGUCAUCAGCUCUGCCAGACGGUAGACAGCAGCAGCAGCCUGCAAAAGAGGAACCGCCAGAGAUUUCACGCCCUACUUCGCUGCCUACCCCCCCACUUUCAUCCUCCUGUUCAUUUCUACAGAGAGAUCAGGAAGAUGCAGAAGGUUGUGCCUCUAGUCCGGAUAAGGGGUUGAGUUCCGUUUAUUCCACUCUCAAGGGCUAUCUCUCUUCUUCAAAUGGAUCUCCUGAACCCCAGUCACGAGGACCUACAUGUCAACCUGUGUCGAGCGUCUCGGACGAUCCAGUCCUUGGAACCCGCUUUGCCAACCCGUCCCCUCCUGACCCAUCAGAGCUAGACACGGACGUACCCCUGCUCGAGCAUGAAAGGCCACACGUUUCAAAAUCUUUUGAGAAUCCUGAGAACCAUGCCAAGCUAACUGAGAACGCGGCUAAUGAGUCGCGUCUGAAGAAUACCCCCCCACUUACGCCGAGGGCAAUGUCAAAUGAGCACGGACAGUCGGAGGAGGAAAAGGCCGAGGAAUCGACUUCGGAUCCAUCACAUCCAUCCGGUCAACAGGCGGCGGACACAACAGACCCCUCGGAGGAAUUGACGGAAAAGCUCAACGAUGCGUUUCCCACUCCCGAGUCGGCUUCUCAGGAAGAAGGGCCUCCUGUCGGCUCCAUCAAAGGAAAACUUCACGUGAAGAUAGCAGAGGCGAGAGGCCUUCGACCUAGCACCGAUCCCUACGUUGUUUGCGUGUUCGAGUGGAAUGAAUACAUCUCGAAAGGUGCUCAGAGUCCGGACGAUGAAGAAGCGAAGAAGGAAGCAGAACAUGAUGCCGGGCGGCCUAUGGCGAUCCCGAUGAAGAGUCGACAGAGCAGCAACAACAGUUCGCUGGACAGCCACGACCACAGAGGCAAGACACAAGUGACGGACCCACGGUGGAAUCACGAGGCUGUCUUUGAUGUGCUCGGUGAACAGUCAGAGAUCGAUGUCUGUGUUUAUGAUCGCUAUAAUCAGGAGGCGUUUCUGGGCCAUGUUCGUCUGAGCCUUGACUUAAAGGAAGACAAGAGCCGGCUCGAAGGAUGGUUCCCUCUGGUCGUUCGUGCAGCAGGCAAUACGCAUACCAGUGGAGAAAUCCACCUGGAGAUGCGCUUCGAGAAGACGGAAAGGAAAAGUGUCGGCCCCAAUGACUUCCAGAUCCUCAAGCUCAUCGGCAAAGGUACAUUCGGUCAGGUGUAUCAAGUCAUGAAGAAGGACACCAAACGGAUUUACGCUAUGAAGGUUCUGUCGAAGAAGGUCAUCAUCCAGAAGAAGGAGGUCGCUCAUACUUUGGGUGAGCGGAACAUUCUUGUCAGGACUGCCAUGGCCGCAUCGCCCUUCAUCGUCGGGCUUAAGUUCUCUUUCCAGACGCCUACAGAUCUCUAUCUCGUCACGGACUACAUGUCCGGCGGUGAGCUCUUCUGGCACUUGCAAAAGGAGGGCCGCUUUGCUGAGCCUCGUGCAAAGUUCUACAUUGCGGAACUGAUUCUGGCAUUGCAGCACCUUCACCAGCAUGACAUCGUGUAUCGUGAUCUGAAGCCAGAGAACAUCUUACUCGAUGCUAACGGGCACAUCGCACUCUGCGAUUUUGGUCUAUCAAAGGCGAAUCUUACAAAGAACGACACCACCAACACAUUCUGCGGCACGACGGAGUAUCUUGCGCCGGAAGUAUUGCUGGACGAGCAAGGUUACACCAAGAUGGUUGAUUUCUGGUCCCUUGGUGUACUCGUUUUCGAGAUGUGUUGCGGUUGGAGCCCUUUCUACGCUGAAGACACUCAGCAGAUGUACAAGAACAUCGCCUUCGGCAAGGUCCGGUUCCCCCGCGAUGCCCUCAGCGCCGAGGGAAGGAACUUUGUCAAGGGUCUCCUCAACCGGAACCCCAAGCAUAGACUCGGUGCCAAGGAUGAUGCAAAGGAGCUCAUGGCGCAUCCAUUCUUCCACGACGUCGACUGGGAGGCUUUGAACCGGAAGGACGUCGUCCCUCCGUUCAAACCGAAGUUGAAGUCUGAUACCGAUACCUCCAACUUCGACCCAGAAUUCACCACGGCUCUUGAAAACUCCAACUCUCUGAACGACCGUGCCGCAGCACUGGCAAAUGGGUUCAUGCCAUCGGGCACGCCGUUGUCACCAGGCUUGCAAGCAAACUUCAAGGGCUUCACCUUCGUCAAUGAAAGUUCAAUUGACCACCAUCUAAAGACACCGAACGAGCGCGUGGAAGAGUAUUUCAGAGAGGAAGACUGGCACCGCGCACAUCAAGUUGGAAGCUCUGCCGAUCACCGACGCGUCUCUGACCGGCGUAUAAGCGGUGCUGUCAAGAGUGGCGAAGGCGAAGCUGGCAUCUUCAAUGUCGAUGUCUGA